AUGGAAAAAAAGUUGUUCAUGAAGUGGCAAGGGUAUCCGGUCGAGAAAAAUAUCUUGUAUCAGGAUAACACAAGCGCAAUUCUACUGGAAGAGAAUGGUCGCAAGAGCACGGGCAAACAAAGCCGAGCUAUCAAUAUUCAAUAUUUCUUUAUCACAGAUCAAGUUGAGAAAGGAAAUGCUAAGAUCAAAUACUGUCCAACUGACGAUAUGAUUGCGGAUUUCAUGACUAAGCCAUUGCAAGGUGAGAAGUUUCGCAAGUUCAGGGAUCUGAUUCUUGGUCCACAGGACUAG
This is a messenger RNA of Cylindrotheca closterium, 291 nucleotides long. The record is from the annotation of a GenBank genome assembly. Lineage: Eukaryota; Bacillariophyta; Bacillariophyceae; Bacillariales; Bacillariaceae.